UAAACCCUACACAGAAGAAGAAGAAGAAGAAGAAGCUGGAGCGGAUUUGAAAGCGCAACGCGCGGCCGCAGCGGCACGAGGACAAGAUGGCGGCGGCGUUGGAGCGUAGCUACAUCGAGAUCUGCGGGUUCGAGAGAGAGGCCGAGCGGAGGCCGCGCGAGCUCACCGCGAAUCUGGGUGUGAGCGUGCCACCUGGCAGCCUGAAGUUUCCUGACAGCGCGGGAGCGUUUCACUAUGAGGAGAGCGGGAAGCUGCUGUCGGUCACCAGCAACAGGUUCAUCCACUGGUCCACGUCCGGGGACUCGGUGGUGCUGGUGGAGCAGUCUCUGGACACCAACUUGCUGAACAACGCCGUCAGGCUCCGCUUCACCCACUGUGCCGUCCUGCCCGGAGGAGUCACCAUCCAGGAGACGCUCAGCAACGUCGUCAUCCUCAUCUCCACCAAUCGCAGCGUCCACAGGCUGCUGCUGCCCCACCCCACGCGCAUGUACCGCAGCGAGCUGGUCACAGAGUUGCACAUGCAGUCCAUCUUCACUGAUGUGGGGAAGCUGAGCCUGCAGGACCCCGCCCACAGCGCCCUUAUCCCCAGCUCAGUGGGAACCACGGCGAGUCCCGGCACUGCCUUCGCCUGGCUCAGUUACCACGGAGAUGCACACUUCGCUCUGGCUUCUCCUGCUGGAGGCAUCACAGUGGUCACCCUGCCGUCGCCCGAUUCUCAGGGCAACAUGUCAGUGCUGGAGUUGAAGAGGAGCUCUGUGAUGCAGCGGCUGUCUGGGUGGAUGCCCACGGCAAUCCGCGGCGAGCACAGCCCGGCCGACCUCGUGCUCAGCCUCGCCGUGCGGGAGCUGGAAGAAGACUCCUUCAUCUUUGCGCUGUGUCAGGACCACCGCCUGCGCAUGUGGUCGCUCAGGGAGCAUGGCUGCCUGCUGGAGGCGGACAUGUUGGAGUACAUGCCAGCGUGUAAGGGUGUGAAGCGCCUGCCGGGCCACGGUCACCGCCUGCGCCUGGCGUUCUCCUCCACCACAGGCUUGUGCGUCUGCGUCUACCUCGCUGUCCCUCAGCGGGGGCAGUUCACCGUGCUGCAGCUGGUCGCCACAGACAACAACCGCUACAGCCUCGAGCACAUCUCCACGCUGUUCAGCACACAGGAGACGCUUGUAGACUUCACGCUGACCUCCUCGGACAUCUGGGCUCUGUGGUUGGAUGAAUCCAACGCCACCGUGGUCAAAUACAUCAGCUUCGAGCACAACACGGCGGCUCAGUGGAACCAGGUGUUUGUUCAGCCUCCACCCGAAGAAGAAAUCCACAUCGGAGUGGACCUGGACCCCCGGGAGACGUAUCUCGAGGUUCUCUUCUCUCCUCUUCGCUUCACAGCCUCGGCCAUCGUGAAAGCCCUGCAGAUCUUUCGGCGAGGCUCGGAGAGGAUCUGGGACCUGUCCUGGGAGGCUCUGAGGAAGGAGGUGACGCUGGCUGUUGAGAGCGAGCUGCAGAGCAGCAUCACAGAGUUCGAGUUUUCUCAGGAGGAGUACCGACAGCUGCAGGUGGAGUUCUGGUCCCGGUUCUACUCCUGCUGUCUGCAGUACCAGGAGGUCCAGGCAUCUCCUCUGGGUCUGACCGUGAGCCAGCACACCGGGAUGGUCUGUCUGCUCCGGAAGGGCUUCCUGUCAUACCUGCUGCCGUGCUUCGCCGUGGAUCACCUGUACCUUUCCCACGACCAGUACCUGCUCUCAGAGGAGGAGACGCCAGUCGCAGAAGACCCGGAGGCGGGGCGGGAUGUCCUGCAGCUGGUUCAGUGCCUGCGGCUCAUCAGCGACACCGUUUCUGCAGAGAUGGCGUACGAGAUGGAGAAAGCUCUGGAGUACCUGCAGGCGCCCGAGAGAGCGGCCGAGCUCGUCCUGGAGAACCUGCUGUGCAACGACAGUGAUAACGUGAUCGUGGAUGUCCAGAACAAACUUCAGGAUGUCAGAAACCCGAUGGCCGCCAUGAUGGUCCUGUUGAGAGAGAUGGACCUGGAGACGGACUCCGAGGUCGGCGGGGACGGACUCGUGGCGCCCGGUCAGAGCCUGAAUUUAAGGAUCGGCCUGUCUCAGCUGUACAGCGGCAGCACGGCGGUCUCUGUCAUCUCCCAGGCCGUGUGUCACAUGGCCAUGACCAGAGCGCUGUUCUGCAGAGACCUGCUCAUCCUGCAGAAGCUCUACCUGCGCUUUGGAGACAAUGUGUUUCUGGGUGGGGGGGCUCAGCUGCUGCAGCUACAGCAGGACCUGAUUCCUCGGACCUCCCAGCUCCUGUCCUCCUAUCAUCUCCUCAAACAUGUCAGUCAGAGCCUCGCCUCCUCCGUGCCCAUCAGCACCAUAGACGCCAACCUGCAGCACCUCACCGUGUUGGAGCUGUCGGACACGCCCACCAUGACCUCUGGACGAUCAGCUCUGAACCCUCAGACCGUUGUGGAGCUCUUCUACCAGACGGCAGCUCGCCGACUCAUCGUGUCUCAGCUGUUCUCGAACCAGCAGGGCGGAGCUCUGCUCGUCUGGACUGACGUGAUCUCUAGUGUGGUGCAGCUGCUCGCUCAGCUGCUAUGGCCCAGUAACCCUGGCUUCCAGUUCCCAGAGUGUCUGCUUGCCAACUGUCAGUACACUCAGCUGCAGGAGUACGUGCGUCUGCUUGGUCCGUGGUGCCAGGUGAACAUCGCCUCUUGUCGUUUCAUGCUGGCUCAGUGUUACCUCGCCAACGGUGAAGGCCAGAAGGCUCUGCGGUGCUUCCAGGAGGCAGCAACGGAGGUGGAAAAGGAGGAGUUUCUGAUGAGGUUAACUGGUAGCGAGGAUGAAGACGCCGCAGUCGCCCCUGCUACACCCCGACUGCAGUACUACAACAAGGUGCUGCGUCUGCUGGAGGACGUCGGUCUGCCCGAGCUCGUCAUCCAGCUCGCCACUCUGGCCAUAACGGAGGCCGUCGGCGAUGUCAGCAGUCAGGCGGCGCUGUGGACGCGGAUAUUCAAACAUCACCUGGACCUCGGACACAACAGCGAGGCAUACGACGCUCUGACACAGAACCCCGACGGCAGCAUGCAGUUGGACUGCCUCCGUCAGCUGGUGGUGGUGCUGUGUGAACGCUCGCAGCUGCAGGAUUUGGUCAACUUCCCCUACGUCAACCUGCACGACGAGGUUGUCAGCAUCAUUGAGUCUAGGGCCCGGGGACUCGACCUGCUCACCCACAACUACUAUGAGCUGCUGUACGCCUUUCACAUCGCUCGCCACAACUACCGCAAAGCUGGGACGGUGAUGUUCGAGUUUGGGAUGCGUCUCGGUCGGGAAGUUCGAACCCGCCUCGGCCUUCAGAAGCAGGUGAACUGUUACUUGGCUGCUCUCAACUGUCUACGCCUCAUCAGGCCGGAGUACGCCUGGAUCGUCCAGCCGGUCUCCGGGGCAACGUACGAGCGUCCAGGUGCGUCUCCGAAGAGAAACUCUGACGGAGAGUUUCCUGCUGAGCCAGUCAAGCGACAGGUGGAUAUCCUGGAGGUCAGAGACCUGGAGAAGGAGUACAUCCUGUCUCGCAGCCGGCUCACCCUCGCCCAGCACCACCCGCCCUCCGCUGCUAUCGCAGGCGGAGCCUCGGCGGCAGAGCUGCUGGUCUUGCUGGUUCAGACGGGACUCUUUGACUCUGCGCUGGUUCUAAGUCGCACCUUCAACCUGAGCCUGACACCCGUCUUUGAGGGCCUCGCCUUCAAGUGCAUCAAGCUGCAGCUUGGAGGGGAGGAGUCUCAGAACGAAGCCUGGAGCUGGUUGGCUGUUAAUCAGCUGUCAGUUGUCAACACCAAAGAGUCCAGCACCGCAGACGAGGCGUGGCGUCUUCUCGCCUCCUACCUGGACAAGUAUCCUUCCACCAAUGGGCAGCAUCACCGCUACGUCAUCCACAAGCUGCUGUCACAUGGUGUCCCUCUACCCGAUUGGCUGGUCAAAGGCUACAAGCGCGUGGACGCUCCGUCUCUGCUGCGCCUCCUCCUGAAUUUUGACCUGCUGGAGGCGGCGGCAGAGCUCGUGUUGGAGUAUGUGGACGCCGUCCUGGGGCGUGGUCACCAGUACUUUGGAAUUGAGCGGCCGCUCUCUGCCACGUCUCCCCCGGCAUGGCUGCCGUACACGUCCAUCGACCAGCUCCUGCAGGCGCUGAACGAGACGCAGACCCAAGGCGCCCUUUAUAACAAAGUCCGAGACAAAUUAGACGAGUACCAUCGCACCGUGGAGCUGAUGAGCAGGCGGAGACUCGCCACGCAGGGCCGGCACUCGGAGUGAGGCGGCCGUGUAAAUAUUUUAUAAUCUGUCAUCAGUUUUGUACUGUCGUGUUUUUCAGAUGUAAAUGUGAUGAAAUAAAGUGU
Pundamilia nyererei is the source of this 4369-nucleotide messenger RNA. It is a transcript of the gene nup160, whose product is annotated as nucleoporin 160. Lineage: Eukaryota; Metazoa; Chordata; Actinopteri; Cichliformes; Cichlidae. The transcript is spliced from 34 exons. The record is from RefSeq and is a predicted model, not a curated record. Gene Ontology annotation, cellular component: nuclear pore. The coding region runs from base 87 to 4286 and encodes 1399 amino acids. Gene Ontology annotation, molecular function: structural constituent of nuclear pore.